This is a messenger RNA of Phyllostomus discolor (pale spear-nosed bat), 7149 nucleotides long. RefSeq names its product kelch repeat and BTB domain containing 6 (gene KBTBD6). The coding region runs from base 337 to 2352 and encodes 671 amino acids. Gene Ontology annotation, molecular function: protein binding. NCBI's taxonomy places the organism in Eukaryota, Metazoa, Chordata, Mammalia, Chiroptera, Phyllostomidae. The record is from RefSeq and is a predicted model, not a curated record. The transcript has a single exon.
CGCGAAAAGCCACCUGGGCACCGUAGUUCUCCUUGACGCCUAGCGGUAUUGCCAGCGCGGCUAAGGCGGCUCACUUGGCUUCAGUCAGUGUGUUCAUUGAAGGCAAGCGGAGGCAGAGAAAGGUCGUGGAGCUGGAGAAGGGUGAGUUGGCACGGUCUACAUGAUAAAGACAGGUGACACCUUGGCACAGGGCUGAAUUAAGUAAAUGGACUGGUGUUGCGGUCUCUCCGGAGACACCGUUAUCUUUUUGCCCGCGAUAGCACGGUGGUAAGGAGGCAGAAUCCAGUCCUAGCCUAGUACCCAUUCUCGCCCUCAACACCCACCGCCAUCUCCACCAUGCAGUCCCGGGAAGACGCUCCGCGCUCCCGCCGGCUUGCCAGUCCCCGUGGUGGGAAACGACCCAAAAGGAUUCACAAGCCCACGGUUUCGGCUUUUUUCACGGGCCCGGAAGAGCUGAAGGACACAGCUCAUUCUGCAGCUCUGUUGGCACAGCUCAAGUCCUUCUAUGAUGCGCGGCUGCUCUGUGAUGUGACCAUCGAGGUGGUGACGCCUGGCAGUGGGCCUGGCACAGGCCGCCUCUUCCCUUGCAACCGCAAUGUGCUGGCUGCCGCAUGUCCCUACUUCAAGAGCAUGUUCACCGGCGGCAUGUACGAGAGCCAGCAGGCAAAUGUGACCAUGCACGAUGUGGAUGCCGAGUCCUUUGAGGUGUUGGUCGAAUACUGCUACACGGGUCGUGUGUCCCUGAGUGAAGCCAACGUGGAGCGUCUUUAUGCCGCCUCUGACAUGCUACAGCUCGAGUACGUGCGGGAAGCCUGUGCCUCCUUCCUAGCCCGUCGCCUUGACCUGGCUAACUGCACUGCCAUCUUCAAGUUCGCCGAUGCCUUUGGCCAUCGCAAGUUGCGAUCACAGGCCCAGUCCUUUAUAGCCCACAAUUUCAAGCAGCUCAGCCAGAUGGGUCCGAUUCGGGAAGAGACUCUGGCAGAUCUGACUCUGGCCCAGCUGCUGGCUGUCCUGCGCCUGGAUAGCCUAAACAUAGAGCAAGAGCAGACGGUGUGUCACGUGGCUAUGCAGUGGUUGGAGGCGGCUCCCAAGGAACGGGGUCCCAGUGCUGCAGAAGUCUUCAAGUGUGUCCGCUGGACACACUUCACUGAUGAAGAUCAGGAUUACCUGAAAGGGCUGCUGACCAACACCACUGUGAACAAGUACUGUCUGGACCUUAUCAAAGGGGCCGUGCAUAUGCGAUAUGGUGACAUGUUGUACAAGUCUGUGACAGUGCCAAAGCCAGGGUGCAGCAGCAGUAGCUCUGUUGUAUCCACGGCAGAAAAUCCACCCCAGAGGCUGGGUGUGUGUGCCAAGAAGAUGGUGAUCUUCUUUGGGCACCCUAGAGAUCCCUUUCUGUGCUGUGACCCAUACUCUGGUGAUAUAUACAAAGUGCCGUCACCUUUGACCUGCCUUGCUCACACUCGGACUGUAACCACCCUAGCAGUCUGUAUCUCUCCGGACCAUGAUAUCUAUCUAGCUGCCCAGCCAAGGAAAGACCUCUGGGUGUAUAAACCUGCCCAGAAUAGUUGGCAGCAACUUGCAGAUCGCUUGCUCUGUCGUGAGGGCAUGGAUGUGGCCUACCUCAAUGGCUACAUUUACAUCUUGGGUGGGCGAGACCCUAUUACUGGACUUAAAUUGAAGGAAGUGGAAUGCUACAGUGUUCAGAGGAACCAGUGGGCCCUUGUGGCUCCACUACCCCAUUCUUUUAUCUCCUUUGACCUAAUGGUAAUUCAGAACUAUCUCUAUGCUCUCAACAGUAAGCGCAUGUUCUGUUAUGAUCCUAGCCACAAUAUGUGGCUGAAGUGUGUUUCCCUUAAGCGCCAUGACUUUCAGGAAGCUUGUGUCUUCAAUGAUGAGAUCUAUUGUAUCUGUGAUAUCCCAGUUAUGAAGGUCUACAAUCCAGUCAGAGGCGAGUGGAGACAGAUUAAUAAUAUUCCUUUGGUGUCAGAGACCACCAACUACAGGAUCAUUAAUCAUGACCAAAAAUUGUUGCUGAUCACCUCACGCACCCCACAGUGGAAAAAGAACCGAGUGACCGUCUAUGAAUAUGACAUUAGCGGGGACCAGUGGAUUAAUAUAGGUACCACAUUAGGCCUCUUCCAAUUUGAUUCUAACUUUUUUUGUCUCUCAGCUCGUGUUUAUCCUUCUUGCCUUGAGCCUGGUCAGAGUUUCCUCACUGAGGAGGAAGAGAUACCAAGUGAAUCUAGUACUGAAUGGGAUUUAGGUGGAUUCAGUGAGCUGGAUUCAGAGUCAGGAAGUUCGAGUUCUUUAUCUGAUGAUGAUUUGUGGGUCCAGGUAGCGCCUCAGUGAUAUGCACAGGAUCAGCAGUUGUAGCUAUGUUGAGACACUAAGGUGUUUUACUGCUUGGAAAGUAUGUUAAAGAAAUACCCUUUCCCUUUACAGGAAAAAAAAAAAAGGUUGAUUGAUUUCGGGUUUCGUUUAGAAAAGGUAUUAUUUAAGAUACUAAUGUAAUUUAAUGUUAGAGAAUUUAAGCAUUCCAAAAAAUAAAUCUAUUUAAUAAUUUACUGUUCUGAAAGUCCAGUAUUGGUUUGAUUGUAUAGUAUGUUUAUGUUUUAUUAUGCUAAUUUUGCCUUACAUUUUGUUUAGUGCCACAAGUACAGUAACUGGAAUUUUAAAUUUUAUAAUAGCAAACUGAGUGGGUAGGAAUUACUAAAUAUGGUUUUGAAAGUAUAUAUUUUCCUUGAGAACAGUAGUAGAUUUCCAAAACUUUAAACUGGAUUUUUACAAAGUGCAUUCUAACUUAAAUAUAUUUUACUAAGUUUUAGUUUAGUUUCCUCCUUUUUUGUGAAGAAAAAAUGCACAUAUGUUUAACGUGACUGAAUGCUGAUUUGUUAUGUGACUGAAUGUAAUAGUUUAUAGAAUGGCAUUCACUGAUAGUAAAAACAAAAUAAACCAGGACAUUACUGUUGGAAAAGAAAUUUCAGUUUUAAAUUUGUAAUAUAAAAUGUGUAUUUGCAAAUAGUGACCAGUUUUUCAUCUAAAAAUAAUUCCAUUCUAGCAGUGUCACCAAUUACCUACAAAGCUUAAAAAACAAAACAAAAAAACCCCCAGUAACUUGUUUUGUAGGUUCAAGUUUUUUCAUCUAUACUUGGUGUACAUGCUUCAUUGAAUCAGAGGAAUAAUCCUUUUUUCCACUGGACAUGAUUGUGUAAAUUUUUAUCCAUUCUCUUAAAAAGUUACUGUGAUUCUUAAAAUAUUUUGGCUGUAUAGUUUUAGUGUUCAUCUUAGAAGAUCGGUCUUUACUGUUUUGUGAGGUAAUACUGGUUUUGAAAAUAUGUUUAAGCUAAGAACAGUAUUUUAUUGAUUAGUAGUUAUUGUAUCUAUCAACUAUAAAAUCAAGUGCCAGAAAAGAACUUUAAAACUUUAAGUUUUAAGUAUAGAACUGUUUUGUGUAACACUGAAAUAUUGUCAGUUUUGUAAGUCACUAAAUGUUAUUAUCAGCUUAAAGGUAUUUUUGUAUUAAAAGUUUACAGUUAAAUAACAUAAGUGGAUGAUGGCAUUUGGGGCCAGUCGUGAAAGUAUAUUUCGUCUAAAAUAUUUCCCUAAACAGUGGUACACAUGGUUAUUUUAUUAGGGUAUUUGUAUCUCAUCUGUGUUUCUCUGUGAAUGAAUGUUCCAGUCUUUGUUUCUGUCACUGUAUGUAAGAAAAAGUCCAGAAAUAGAGACUACAUCACAAAAAACUGACAUUGUUAAAUACAAGAAAAUAUAAAUGCUUAAUUACCUCUUAAGGUCUACUAGAUAUGGUUGUCAUUAUUCAUAUACAUAAUACAUGACCAGAUGCUUAUAGUGUUUAAAAUUUUCUAUACCCAAUUAGAAUUAUCUUCAUUUAGUAACAUGCUAAUUCCUCUUCUAUGUGUAAUUGCUGGUGACAGAAUGCUAACAUUUCAUAUACCCUGGCAGAAUGCUGAGGAGUGUGCUCCCACAAUUGGGAAACUGAAUUUUUGAAUGAAAUACCAUAGGAUGAAAUGAAGAGGGGACAACACACAAGGCUUUAAAAAAAAUCUUCUCAGCUAUUUUUAUUGGCCAUUUUAAGAGUCUACAGAACAUUCCUGUUUAACAUUUUCAGUGAAAUAAGAUGCUUUCUUAGCAGUAAGUGUUCCUAUAAAAGAUCAGACAUGCUUUUAGUUAGCUAAGGCUAAACUUUGUUCCAUUUGCCAUCAAGGGUGUUAUAAGCACUGUACUUCAUACAAAGCUUUUUCUCAGUAGUUAUUUUUUGACCAACUUUUUCUUUACCAGUAACUUCUUUUUUGAUAGCUUUUUGUUUUUUCAUGUUGAAAUAGGACAUUGUUGAUUUCGUCCAUAUCAUCCAUCUGCAGAACUAAGGUGCGCAACCAAUUUAUAAAAGACAGAUUCUCCAACUUGUCAUUUUCAAUCUUUCAUUUAAAGUCUAAGACAAAUGGUAGUAAUAUAUCUUCAUUGACAAAGAGGUUUCUUGGGAAGAAUUUUGGUUUUGUGAUAUAUUUGUGAAUUAAGGAAUAGAUGUUAACCAUUAUUUUAUAGAUAAGUGAUUUGUAUGUGAUUCGUUACAAAUAAAACUGGUACUAAAACCCUGACUUUCUGACUUUUUAAUUCAGUGUUUCUGCUGAAUGUAUCCAACUCUUGCUUGUGCAGUGAAUGACAUAACUAGCAGUGUGGAAAUCCCUUCUUAACAGAAAAGCACCCUUGUUUCCAUUUUCCAAUUAAUCAUUACAUUUUUAGCAAAUUCUUAAUACAGUGUUGUUUGCAGGGCUCCUAUUAUUUAUUAGAUGCAGAAUUACCUUAAUUAUCUUGUGUAUCUGUUUCUGUACUCUAAAAGACUCAAAGGGCCCAAAUUUUUGCAAGUUCUUUUUAGUUCAAAUGAUGUGGCAUUAAAGUUUCCAAAAGAAUGAAAUAGAAAUUAAUUUAGCAAUUAGCUUGUCUAUAUAUGGAUUAAAUAUUGAAGUUAACUUUUCAUUUUUAGUUGAGCUGGAAUUUAAAAAUUGUUCACACCUGAUCUUGUUGAGAAUCUUGGAAACACUUUUGAUCUAUUCCCCCCACAAGCCAAAUAUUUACAAUUUCAUAUUUUCAAUUACUUAUGACACUUUCGAAGCUCAUCAGACCCAAAGUAAGUGCACUGUGGCAGUCUCUCUUUCCCAUACCUGUUUAAAAACUUCCACACCCUUUUCAUCAUUCUAACUAACUGUAAAGGAACAUUUAUUUUAGUAAAUUUGAUAAAGCAAGAUAGUGUUAAGAGGCAGAAUUAUUUAUAGAAAAUGUGAGUAUCAGUAGAAUCCCAAGAGAAUUAAUGUUAUUUUUAGGACCAAAAGAGGGUUCAAUAUAUACAAACCAAUUUAAUAGUAACAAAAAUGUAAUAAAAAAAAAAACCCUCUUCACAAAAGCUGCCAAACCUCGAGUACCAUGGAAGCAAUAGGUUUUGUGCAGAAUAGGGAGAAGGACCCCCUCCUUGACACUGAGCCAGAUAUCUCCUGGGCCUGUUUCAUCAAACUUCCAUUCCUCACAUCUUUAAACCUUGAGGACUAAAUACUGUCUGAGGCACGGGGAGAGAAGGGAACAUAUGUUUUGCAUAACAUUCUGUCUAUACCUGAGACAUAUUUUCUCCCAAAGCAGCUUAUGGGGAGUCAUCUAUCUCUACUGGAGUCAAACUUCUACAUUCUUACCCCUAAAGCUAAAACUUGCUUAGAACCACCCUUUCUCAAUCAGGAAUAUUUUGUGGGGGGAUACACUAUUUAUUAAUUCUGGGAACAGUAGUUAAAAAGGACUUUAUGUAAAUAUCACGCAGAGUAUUUCUUCCAAAACAGGUAUGUUUGUGCGUUAAAGAAAGAGAAGAGCUUGAACUCUCAGUUGUAAACAAUAUUACCUUAAUUUAGAUCAUCUUAAGAGAAUAAAGUAGAAUUUUUUGUCCAUUGUAACUGAAAAACCCAGCAAUGUCAUUUACUUCAGGCACAGCCUGAACCAGAAUCUCAGUGUCUUCAGGGCCUUCUUUGUACAGAGAAGGUAUCACAGAUGUCUUCUCUCACUUUAUACAUUAGUUAGGAUCUAGGUGUGGUUAUAUAUACAAAGAUCUGACUGUUUUAAUAACAUAGACUUUUCUCAUAUAAAAGUUCAAUCUAUUAUGUUAUCCCUGAUUUAGAUACCAUCUGAGUUCAGGCUUUCCUGUUUUCCUGUUCUGCUCUGCUUAGGACUGUUGUCCUGGUCCACAUGGUACAAGCUGGUUCACCCUUGUGUUCAUAUUCUAGUCAUGAGGAAGGGGGGAAGGAGGUGGGACAUGACUCUUUCCUAUAAGGGAAGUUGGGCAUGUGGCAUUGGUCACAUGUUAACCACAUGGUCACACCUCAUUGCAACGGUGCUUUGGAGAGGCAGUUUUUAUUCAGGGUUAACAUGUAUAUAGUAAAAGUUCAGGGAUUCCUUAUUAAAUAGGGGAGAAAGGCUAUUAACCUAGCCUAAGCAAUCUGCCAUACCAUGUGUCAGGCCAGAUUUUACCUUAUGGCAGUCAAAGUGAUAUCACCAUCUGUGCAGUUACUACAGAUGACAUAACAUGGACCAGCCUCCCACCUGGGAAAGACUUAGAAAGCUUUCUAGGCUUUUGCUGUUGCUCUGUACAGAAGAGGUAAGGGCACUUGACCUUGUUUUGAUUACAUAAAACUUAAUAGACUCUUCCAUAUUGGUACCCUAGAUCAUGAACUGAAGUCUAGUCUUAGCAUUAUAUCAUGGAAUAUUCCAACUUCCUAAAAAGAAAGAAAACUGAAAAGGGGCUCUGUAUAACCAAUUGCACUAUUAAUUAUCUUAACAAAUGUUGCUUUUGUUAAAUAAGAGGCAUAAGAAUUAAUAGGGUAAUAAAAACUGAUAAUUUCUUAGAACAAGCUAGGCUAAUUAGCAACAUUCUAGCAUUUUCUGUGCCUAGAUCAUUUGUGCUAUGUGAAUGUAAUCUACUCCUCUCUGGCUCUGUUGAAAUGCAGCCCAUUAGCCACAAUAGUCUAUUCAAACCUUAGUUUCUUGUGCUUGCUUUGGCAGCACAUGUACUAAAAUUGGACCAAUACAGAGAAGAUUAACAUGGCCUCUGUGCAAGGAUGACAUGCAAAUUCAUGAAAUGUUCCAUAUUUUUUAAAA